AUGACUGAAGAUAGUUGCAGCUUAGUGUCCAAGAAAACCCGUCUUGCGUUGUGUGAUAUGACUAAUGUUCCAAGCAAGAGAGGAAUUUCGUCGAUUUUGAGUGAUUUGCUUUUGAAAUCUGGAGAUGAUACCGGUAAGACCGUUGCUCGUGAAGGCUCCGGGGUUAAGUUUUCGAAGAGGUUGUGUUUAGUUGUAGACGACUUGGUCAAGGAGAGUACUAGGACUAGUGAUACAAACGAAGGUUCUUCUUCUGAUGAUAAGAAUAGUUCAGGUGAUGGUGAUUCUGAAAAUUUCGAUGUAAAAGAAUCUCAGGGUGAAACCAAUGCAGUAGAGAAUGGUGUUCAGCAUUCGAAAGGUGAAGAAGAUGGUAAAGAUUCUGUGGUGGAACUUAGUCAGAGAGAGUGUGAGAAGGACUCGAGCAUGACUGUAUUUGCAAGUCAAACCGAUGCUACUACUGGUGAAGAGUUAGCUAUGACUGUGAAUUCUCAGCCUAGCAACUCUUUUAGUAUCAGUAGGUGUUCAACUGUUGGCGGUAUGGGGAUUGUAAAUCACGAUAUGGAAGCCGAUGAUGAGCUUAGAUCUUGCUCUUGUUCUUUUUGCCUGAAAGCUGCAUAUAUCUGGUCAGAUCUUCACUACCAGGAUAUCAAAAGUCGAUUAUCUGUUUUGAAGAAGAGCCAGAAAGAAGCUAAUAGCUUGAUCCAAAGGAAUGGUAAAGAAAAGCCAACGGAUAUUCAUGGAUCUGAAAACUCAAAUAACUCGACAAAUUCAGAAUCCGAUCUCAUGGGUCAAUUGACAUCUCUCUUUCUUAACAUGGAGGGUAUCUUGGCUCGUGAAAGCAGCCACCUUCAGAAUAGCUUCGUAUCGGUGAAAGAGUUGAGAGAAAAUUGCAAGAUUGAUCUGGAGAAAGCGGCAAAAACUCCUCAACACAACAACACCUAG
Arabis nemorensis is the source of this 939-nucleotide messenger RNA. The record is from the annotation of a GenBank genome assembly. Lineage: Eukaryota; Viridiplantae; Streptophyta; Magnoliopsida; Brassicales; Brassicaceae.